GCCAAAAGUCAUGCGUGAAGUGGGUUGGGACACACCAACUUCAACACACUAAGGAAAGCCGGUGCAACGCUCGUCAAAUCUGCACGCUCCUCCGCUAAGACCUCCAAGUCUAGCUUCAUCGUCGAACAUCACCAGUUCCGGUUCCGCCUCCACUUUUGGUUUAAACCCAAUAUCUCUGUCAAGAGCGAAAGCAAUUUGAGCACAUUGAAUGGCGGUUCAGGAUGAGCAUGACCCGAUGCUCAUGGUGCUUCCUUCUCUCUCUCCACCCAACACCUACCAAGCCGUCGUUAUCGGUGGCACCUUUGACCGAUUGCAUGACGGCCACCGUCUCUUUCUCACUGCAGCGGCCGAGGUGGCAAAGGGCCGGAUUGUAAUUGGAGUUUGCGACGGUCCUAUGCUGGCAAAGAAACAGCGCCGGGGCCUAUGGAUUUUACAUACAAAGGAGUCUGUUCACGUUCUUCUUUUGCAGUUUGCUGAACUGAUACAGCCAGUUGAAGAAAGGAUAAAUAAUGUCAAAAAUUUCAUUAAGUCUAUCAAGCCAGAUUUAGAAGUGCAAGCUGUACCAAUCACAGACCCCUUCGGCCCUUCCAUUGUAGAUGAAAAUUUAGAGGUUGUGAUUGUGAGCAAAGAAACAUUACCGGGAGGAUUGGCAAUAAACAGAAAAAGAGCUGAAAAAGGCCUUUCACUGUUGAAGAUUGAAGUUGUGGAUUUGCUUUCUGGAGAAUCAGGUGAAAUUAAGCUGAGUUCAACGAUGCUACGGAAGAUUGAGGCUGAAAAGGCGAAACAACAAAACACGAUAUCACAGACGUAGUUAAAAAAAAUGCUUUAAUUUUUUUUUUCUUUUUAAAUAUUUCUUGAAAGAUUGAGUUUAUGAUGUCCAUUACAGCAACUGAUAUGUGGUUGCAUGUUAUGGCACUCUUUCUAAGUUUGAAAGGCGGAAGGUCACAUUCUUUCAGAAAAAAAAUAUUGUCUUGAUGUAUGUUUUUUCUUUAGCAGACAGCAACAAAAAAACACUGCUGUUUUGUUUAGAAAGAUAUGCUGUAUUUAUAUUUAUAUUUUCUCUAAUAAAAAUAAAUGUUUUAUUUUACUGCAA
Messenger RNA from Vigna radiata var. radiata (mung bean), 1093 nucleotides. Its product is annotated as phosphopantetheine adenylyltransferase. Gene Ontology annotation, biological process: coenzyme A biosynthetic process. Gene Ontology annotation, molecular function: pantetheine-phosphate adenylyltransferase activity; dephospho-CoA kinase activity. The transcript is spliced from 7 exons. The record is from RefSeq and is a predicted model, not a curated record. Lineage: Eukaryota; Viridiplantae; Streptophyta; Magnoliopsida; Fabales; Fabaceae. Bases 209 to 811 code for a protein of 200 amino acids.